AUGCUCCUGCCAGCCGCCCAGCCUCGCUUCCGCGGCAUCACCCACAUCUUCAUCGACUGCGACGACUGCCUCUACCAGAACGGCUGGGCCACCGCACGCCGCAUCACUCAGUCAAUCGGCGCCUACACCGCAACGCUCGGCGACCGGGCGUACCAGCUGUACAAGGAGCACGGUACCUGCCUCAAGGGUCUGCUCGUGGAGCGCAUCCUCGACGAGGCCGGCGCCGAGGAGUUCCUUACCGAGGUGCACAAGAUUGACUAUUCCGAGAUCGAGCCCGACGCGCGGCUGCGGGAGGUCCUCUCUGCCGUGCUCGGCGCGCCCUGCUGGGUCUUCACGGCCUCGGCGUCCGAGCACGCCGCGCGCUGCAUGGGCAUCAUCGACACGCGGGCGCGAAGAAUAGAGGAGCAAACCGAAUAG
Molecule: messenger RNA, 417 nt
Organism: Emiliania huxleyi CCMP1516
Lineage: Eukaryota; Haptophyta; Isochrysidales; Noelaerhabdaceae
Exons: 5
Coding region: 1-417 (138 amino acids)
Source: RefSeq, a predicted model, not a curated record